This is a messenger RNA of Penicillium canariense, 2217 nucleotides long. Its product is annotated as CCCH zinc finger and SMR domain protein. Gene Ontology annotation, cellular component: nucleus. Bases 1 to 2217 code for a protein of 738 amino acids. The transcript has 3 exons. The record is from RefSeq and is a predicted model, not a curated record. NCBI's taxonomy places the organism in Eukaryota, Fungi, Ascomycota, Eurotiomycetes, Eurotiales, Aspergillaceae. Gene Ontology annotation, biological process: negative regulation of DNA-templated transcription. Gene Ontology annotation, molecular function: metal ion binding; RNA binding.
AUGGUGUCCGAGGAGCUCCUCGAGAAGUGCCUGGAGAUCCUCCAGGACCAGGCGCUAGAUGAAGAAGAGCAGGUCGAGAAAGUGGAGGAUUUCUUGCGCGCCAACUCGUCAUUAUCGGGCGCGUCCCUGGAGAAUGCCGUGUUAGACAUCCUAUGGCGGCAUCGCAAUCGCACACAGCCCGAAUCGUCCCCUCCUCCGGCUCGUCAUACCGUGAUUCGUCGAUCAUCUCCGGCGCCAUGGCAGAUGGCUCGCGCAUCAACACCGCUCUCGCCUCAGCCAGCGACGCUGGGAACCAGUCCGGGGAGUACCUCGUGGGUGCAGAACUCGCGCGGGGCAUUCUCCCGAGCUCCGCGGUCCUCAACCGUCUCUCCGUUUACCUCGCCGCGGCCAUCCCCCCGCCUUGCCCUGGCGCAACCGAUCCCACACUCGCCCAGUUUGAAUGCGUACGAAUUCUCGGAUCAAAGUCAGAUUUCCGACUUCUAUGGCGAUUUCGGCAGUGAUAGCAAUGUUGAUUGGUUGGUGGGUGACGAUGCAAACAGUACCACCUCAUCGACGGGCGCCCUCAGUGUCCCCGGGUCUCUGAGUGCGACUGCGGCCGAGUUUGUCCCGGAUAUGAGCCCACAUGAUAUUUUGCGCACUGUGUUGGGAGACAAACGGACCAAUGAUGAGAUUGAAACCGCCCUGGAGGCGAACAGCUAUGACCUGGGUGCAACCAUUGCCGCCCUUUCACAAGACGCCGAGGCCGAGACACUAUUGAAGCGAAAUGAAGAUGCUCGAGUGCUGGUUGGUAAAUCCAUGGCGAUGGAACCACCCCGUCCUGUGACCCCCUCUGGGAACGGUCGUAGCCCUGUGGUCUGCAAGUACUGGCUGUCUACUGGGCAAUGUCUGAGGGCGGACUGCCGUUUCAGCCAUGAUCUCACCAGCCAUGUGUGCAAAUAUUGGGUGAUGGGCAACUGCCUGGCAGGAGAUGGAUGUCCAUUUUCUCAUGACCCCUCCGCCCUCAUUUCCAACCUCAGUGUCUCCAGUAAUAGUCGCCCGGCCUCGCCCGCGUCCAGCUCUCUUUUCCAAGUGGACAAUGGCUCCGAUGCUUUCCCACCCCUUUCAUCAGCAGGGAGCGAAGACCAGUGGGCAAACCAGUCUGGUGGCCGCUACCUAGGUCUCUCCGGUCCUCAAGUAAAGCAUAUCCCCCCGGGGCUUCACCCCGGCAUGGGCAGACGCAAUGGCAGCUUGACACACCUAGGACGUCCCACCUCCCGCCCAACCAGUCGCCACCAAAACCGACCCGAAUUGAAUCCCUCUGCUCUGUCUGUCGACGACCCAGAUGCCUUCCCGACCCUCGCCGCAGUCAGCGCAAAGAAUGCGGGAAAGAAGCACCAUGGGAAGCGAGGGGCUCACAAUGCGGCCAAAGAAAACAUCCCAUCCUCGCUGGCCGAUGUUGUUCGCAUGUCACCGUCACCUGGGCCCAAUAAAGGGAAAAAUGCCCUCAAAAGUGCGAAAGAGACCAAGGGCCGCGAGAACAGCGCGGCAGCUAUGACGAUCUCUCCUCCUCAAAAUAUUCCUUGGCUCGAGACGGGUGCGCGGGCGAACCAACAAUAUAUCAAGUAUCGCACAGAAGCCAUCCGUCACGGGACUGUGCGCAACAAGUUCUUGCAGAGCGCCGCCCAAGCAUGGAACCGGAGCGAUGCGCGAGCUGCCAAAGCGCUUUCCCUCCGCGGCCAAGCAGAGAACGAUGCUAUGCGUCGUUGCCACCGCGAAGCUGCACGCCAGCUUUACGAAGAGCGCAAUCAACACCUGGUCCAGGCAGGCCUAGAUGGAGCUGCGGAGGAGCUCUACGUGGAUCUGCACGGCCUCCACCCCGAAGAAGCAAUUGAGUACCUCGAGAAAAUCCUCCUCAAGCACGCUCGGGAGGGUCUUCGAGUGGUAUACGCCAUCACCGGCACCGGCCACCAUUCUAAAAACGGCAAGGACAAGAUUGGCAAGGCCGUCAAGGCCUGGCUUAACGAGUGGCGCUACCUGUUCCGCGAGUUCAGCGUUCCUGGCGAGCGCGGCGGUUAUGUCGGAGGCAUCCUAGGCAUCGACCCAACCAGCUAUGACAAGUCUCUAGCCAAGGCUGUGGCCGAGAGUGAUGAUGUAGCGGCUGAGAGUGGUCCACCAACCCUUACUAUGGGCAAGAUCCAGUUGCUCAAGCGUGAGGAGAUAGAAACGAACAACUCAUGA